AUGGAGCCCUUGGAGAAGGUGGCUGAGAAUGUGGCAGCCUUGAGGCAAGAAAUCUCUGAGCUGAAGACAUCAGUUGCUGAAUCCAGAAGUGAAGUAAAAGCUUGCAAUGAGAGGGUUACGAAAGUUGAAAUCCACCUGGAGAGGAUAGACAUGGAUAUCCACGAGCGUGAUCAGUGGUCCCGCAUGAAUAACGUUGAGGUAAAAGGAGUACCGCAAGGUAAAAAUGAAAACCUCUUCAAUAUCAUGAAGACUUUGGGGGAUAAGAUUAAUUACAAGAUAGAUAAAAGUUAUUUUAACUUUUAUACUCGAGUCCAGUCUAUGGAUCCAAAAAAUCCUAAGCCCAUCAUUGCGUGCUUCCAUAGUAGGUACGUCAAAGAGGAUUUUAUAGCUGCAGCAAGGUUAUACAUGAAGAGUUCACCUUUGGCGUCAUCGGACUUGGGACUCGCCGGAAACUCGAGGAUAUUCGUGAACGAUCACCUGACGGCUCGAAACAAGGAUCUUUUAGCAAAAGCCAAAAAGGCGGCCCGGGAAAUGGACUUCAAGUAUAUAUGGGUGAAGCAUACAAAAAUAUUCUUGCGGAAAACCGAUACCUCACCUAUAUUAAACAUAAAAUCGGAAAAGGAUCUUCUCAAAAUUGUUUAG
Amyelois transitella is the source of this 642-nucleotide messenger RNA. RefSeq lists its product as uncharacterized. Lineage: Eukaryota; Metazoa; Arthropoda; Insecta; Lepidoptera; Pyralidae. The transcript has a single exon. Bases 1 to 642 code for a protein of 213 amino acids. The record is from RefSeq and is a predicted model, not a curated record.